AUGGCGGUGGCCCCAGCCACCAAAUGGGUUGGUGGUGGCUGCAACUGCAACAGUCUGCAGGAUCUGCUGCAGGAGGAAGCAUUCGGCUUCUUCCGUGUGGCUGGCGUAUCAGCGACCACGGAGCGACUCACAGCUCCCCCCGCGCCUCCACAGGGCCCCUCGCCCCUUCAGCUCUUAGAUGAGUCUCACAUGUCAAUUGCUGCGGCCGAAAAUGCAGGGCUUGGCCCAUGUGAACUACCACUGCCGGACCAGUGGCUUGUCCAUACUCAACUGUCGCAGUCAGCGCAACCGUCGCAAGCAUCGUUCUUUUCCGCGCAAACCGGUGGCCAAAGUUUGGGCAGCGCGCUCGGUGGCGGUUUGUCAGCAGCAGCAGCAGCCCAACAUUCCUCUAGCGGCGGCCUCCAGCAGCAGCAGCAGCAGCAGCAGCAACAACAGUCAUCGGUGCAGUUGCCAAACCAAAUCCACACACCGUCACCGACCGGAACGGCAGCGUCCGCCGCCACGACAUCUGGGUCUGCUCCGCCACAGCUGCUGCAGAGUCAGUCAAAAAUAAUGAAUGUCGUCGUACCAUCCGUGGCCUGUCCGCCUAACGCAUCGAAAAAGAUUCGCCGAAAGCCAGACACCAAGCCACAGUCGCAGAUCAACAAGUGCAACAACGAGAAGCGUCGCCGAGAGUUGGAAAAUGAGUACAUCGAGCAGCUCGGCGAGUUCCUGCAGAUCAAGCGGGAUAUGACCACCUGCAAACCAGACAAAGCGGCGAUACUAAGUGAAGUAGUACGGACGUUUCGUCAUAUGCUCGAGCAAGGUAACCCGAAUCUCACUGGUUCGCGGUGCUCCAAGUGCUCGCCGGAUUGUUCCGCUUCCUGCAAACUGCACCCGGUGCAACAGGGAGAGGUAUCGUCCACUGAACCCCCACUACCAGAGCCGUCGGUGAACGGCCACUCGCCGGAAAAGUCGGCCUACUUCGAGGCAGUGCAGCACUACAUCUCGAACGUCGGCUGGGCCCUGCUCGAGAUCAACUCGGAGGGUGUGAUCGAAUGUGCCACGGAGAACGUCCGCGACGUACUGCACUACUCGCGCACGGAGCUCCACGGACAGUCUAUCUAUUCGUACCUGCAUACUGGUGAUCAUUCAAAGCUGAGUCCUAUUUUAAAUAAGAAUUCGUUUGAGCUAAACUGGGAUCAAAAUGAGAUGUUCUAUCAGACGCCAAAGCGUACCAUUCGGACAAAGAUUCGUUGGCUAUUGAGGGCGCCGGAAGGGGCGAACGAAACGAUCGAGCAAAAGCAGCAGCGGCUGGAGAAGUACAAGGACCUGCUGAUCAUCUCGGCACCGGUGAAGGAUGAUACGGAGGAAUCCUCCUCGGUGCUCUGUCUAAUUACGCUACCCGAGGACGAUCAGGCCACCAUCGAAACGACCACCACCAUGCCGCAAACGCUGGGCGAGCAGCUCACACUCAAGCUGGACACCAGCGGUAACAUUAUCAAAUAUGACGCAACGACGCUAAGGAAACAGUUUGCAGGAAAUCUAACCAAAGAUACUAUACGGUCAAUCUACGAUAUCUGCCACUAUCAGGACCGUCCGCGGUUGAGCGAACACCUCGGCAGCGUCCGCACGGCCAACGGGACAUCGCUGGAGCUGACGUACCGUAUGCGGCUCGGCGGCCCGGACGUGUACGUGCACGUGCGGGAACAGUCCAGGCUGUUCUGCUGCCCGAAAGCGAACGAGUCCGACUUCAUUAUGGCCAUCUGUACCGUGCUGACCGAGAGUGAGGUUGCCAUACUGUCGGAAGGUGGUGGCAGUGCUUCCGGCACGACGACGAUGCUGACGAUGGGUGCGACCGGCCCCGGCCCCGGUAGCAGCCUGGGCCCCGUGCUGGGCCCGGGUAACGGCGCCAACAGCAAUCCUACCUCUUCGUCCUCGUCCCUGGGCCUGCUAAUGCCCAGCACGAGCAGCUCCGGGACGGGCGGGACAGGAGGGGGUCUAAACGGUGGCAACGAUGUUGUCGCGCGCCAUCUAUCGCAAAUUUCGCAAGGAGUCAGUACCAUGGGAGGGCCACUCAUGUCGAGUGUGCUGAACGGUGGCAGUGGCGGUGGCGGUGGCGGCAGUGGUGUCCUUGGCAAUGCUUCCGGCGGCAUGAUGGGAAGCGGAGCAGGAAGUGGAAUGGCGGCCGGCAACAUUGGUCACGGAAUGGGCGGCGGCGGCGGCUCCGGCGGGACGACGGAUCUGGGAUCGGUUGGCGGGGGACCGGUUGGAAGCGUUGGGCUCGGCUCGACGAUGGGUUCGAUCGUGUCGCCUCGCAGCAACCCAAACACCACGACGUCCUCGUCCCUGCUCUGCCCGCAGUCGUCCGACAGUAGCAACUUUUUCAACACAGACUUUGAGCUCGAGUUUCCACAUUCCACGUUCGAUAUGGAGGCGGUCGGGGUCGGGUGGGACUCGCGGCCCGAUUCGCGCACGAGCGUAACCCCCGUCAGCACGCCCCGGCCACCGUCCGUCAGUGCGUACAGCCCGGCGGCCGCUCCGAUGUGCGCUUCGCCGAUGACGCCAUACUAUUCCGGCAACACGAUGGGCGGCAUGCCUUCGCCGUCCAGUAACAUGGGCUCGAACGGCGGGGGGGCACCCGGGGCCGGGCUCGUCAGCCUGACGCUCAACAACAAUAACAACAACACAAACAACAACAACACUGGCACACCGUUCGGUGGGAACGCGUUCCAGUUUCCCUUCGAAGACACCAAGGACAAGCUGCAGGAUCUACAGCAGCAACAGCAACAGCAGCAACACCAUCAGCAGCAGCAGCAUAUGUCGCCCAUGCAACACCAGUCUGCGAUGCAAACGCAACAGCAGCAACAGCAAAUGGUCCAGCGACAGCAACACCAGCAGCAGCAGCAGCAGCAUCAACAGCAUCAUCAGCAGCAACACCAACAGCAACACCUGCAACAGCAGCAACCUCAGCCACCGUCAUCGAAUACGCACGAUUCCGAGCGAUUACGGAACCUGCUUACAACCAAGCGACCUCACUCAAAUGCCUCGUCCUCGUCCGGCCUGGAUCUGGAUCAUGAUCAUCGGAAUCCUAACCGAAUUCUAAAGGGCUUGCUAAAUUCCGAAGAAGAGAAGGAUAAUAAUGGCAAUAAAUUAAGUACCACAUCUCUUUCACAACGUAUACCUCAGUCAGUUAGAGCCCCAACGCAGGGUAACGGUAACGGUGGUAGUAGUGGUGGUGCCGGUGGCGGGUUAGGGAGUGCUACGGCCCGCCCUGGAAAUGAAAGUACUAAGUCCAGUAGCAAUAACAUGCUGUUACAGCUGCUCAACGAUAAGAGUGACGAUGACGAUAGCGACACCCGCAACCGGCAAGGUCCGAGCGAACUGCUUAAGCAACUGCAGAAGGUGAAAGACGAACCGAAGGAGCACAAUCCACCGCCGCUCAACAACGAGGAGCUCAUCCAGAUGCUGCGGGUACAGAGCAACGAUCGCAAGCGCCCGUCGACCGAGCCGGAGGAGGGUUCCGCCGUCAAGCGGUCCGAUAAUCGGCCGUCGAAGCUGCGCGAGAAGAACAAAAUGCUGGCGUCGCUGCUGGCCAACCCGGCCAAGGCACCGAUGCCGAUGCAGACGGCCAUGCCAUUCAAUCGCAUCAUCCCGGACAUCCCGAGCUCGGGGUUGGCCCGCCAGCUGGCGAACGUGUCGAGCUCGACCGCACCGAACCAAACACUCAACAACAACAACCUGACGACGAGCAACAAUAAUCUUAAACAAGUACAACUGAACCAAAUGCGCCUGCAGCAGCACCAGCAGCAGAUGCGCAAAGCGGCCAUGCCUUCUCAAUCGCAACAGCAGCCUCCAACGUCCUCCGAUAUCUACCUCAAUCAUCAUCAGCAGCAGCAGCAGCAACAGCAACACCACCACCACCCUCAGCAGCACCAUCAGCAGCAUCCGCACCACCCGCAGCUGCCGCACCAUGGUCAGCAGCAGCACCACCAACAGCAACACCACCCGCAGCAGCAGCAGCAGCAGGCUUCCUUGAUGCAGCAGCAAAUGUUGGCCGCGCAGCGGCAGCAGCAAAACUUUUCGCCCGCGAUACAGGACUCUGGCGUCGGUUCGGCCGGGAGUGGUUCGUACGCUGCCUCGACACCCGCUACCUCUACGCAGCUCGCCUCCGAGUGGGACCCGGAGCUGAACGAAAUACUUAAUCACGUGAUCGAGAUUGCGCCGGAAGGAGACUUUCCCGAGAGUGAACUCAACAGUAUCUUAGGCUUAAGUCCUAUCGAAUCGUCCACUUCGUCCGUGGUGCCGUCACAGUCCAGUCAGGCCGACCCGAUUCACGAAAAGCUGGCCAUCAACGCGAUCCAGAAGGUGCUGAUGCAGUACGAAACCUCACCAUUGCAGCAACCGCCACAGUUUAGCGGCAGUCCGCCGGCAUAUCCGAUGCAUGCGAUGGGCGCCGGCAGCGGGGGAACCAGUGGGCCGGGUAAUUCCGGCAGCGCUGGAGCGGGCCCCGGUGGCACGCCGAAUGUGGGCGGCAACGGAUCGACGACCGGUAGUUCCGGUGGCACCAUGCAGCAGCAGCAGUCCCAGGCGGGUCCGAACCAAAACUUUACCCCUCCACCGGUGUACACGCAACGGAUGCGGAUACCGCCCGGUGCGCAGGGAGGCGGGCAGCUCGGGGCCGGUAACCCGGGCGUUACCCAGACCAUGCUGGCCAUGCAGAAGCUGCACCAAAACCGGGAUCGGAUACUGCAGGAACAGCAGCGGGCACGGUUGCUGCAGCAGCAGCAGAAGCAACAGAUGGUGGUGCCCUCGAAUCCGACGGCGAACUCGGACCUUGGCCCACCAAACGUGGCGUUAACGAGGGCAAACAGUGUGCCGGAUUCACAGCUUAGUCCUGGAUUCUCGCCCGGUCUGAUGCAGCAACAGCUGAGCCCAAGCCAGCGGACACAGCUCAGCCCGCAGCAGACAGGAUUCCAGGGCAAUCCCUUCAACAACAACCCCGGCCAUCGGUUGUCGCCUCAGCUGCAGCAAAUGGUGUCCGGGUUUGGGAACGCCGGUGGAUCCGUUAACCAGCAGCUCUCCCCACGGCAACCACCGUUCGGUGGCGGCGGGCCCGGUGGUGGAACCAGUGGCGGACAAACAAUCAACCCACCCAACGUGGUCGUUCCCGGCCAGUCAGCGCAGCAACAGCAGCAGCAACAGCAGCAGUUGCAACAGUGGCAACAGAGCGCCAACGCCAGACUGUCCAUUCAGCAGCAAAACCCGAUGCUCAAUGCGCAGCUUUCGUCCGUGGGUGGAUUCAAUCCGACGCCAAAUCGACAGUUUGUGGGCCCCGGGCAGCGGCAACAGCGGAACACGCUCAACAGCCCCGGUACGCCCCGGCAACCGAACACCUUCGGUGGAACGAUGGUCGACGGUGGCGGUUUCCCGGGGCCACCCAGCCCGUCGCCGGUCGGUGUGUCGGCGCCUAACUUUGCCAACAGCGUGUUUGCCAACCAGCAGCAGCAGCAGAUGAGGCUCCAGCGGCAGGGCCAGGGCGUAGCAGGGCCACCGCAAUCCACCCAGCACUUGCCAGGAUCGCCCCGUUCCGCGUACGGUGGACAUGGGCCCGGUGGUCCGGAUCCCACCAGUUACGGUAUGAUGUUCGGCAAUGCAGCCGCAAUGCAGCAGCACACGGCGACCUCGCCAGGCGAUUUCUACAAUCGCGGUCAAACUGGUCUCAACGGCGGGGGUAUGAUCGGUGGUGGAAGUGGGUUUGGUGGUGGCGCAGGACUAAGCAAUGGUGGUGCUGCGGGCCCCGGCCUUCCCAAUGGCGGUGCCCAACACCAGCAGCAUCAGCAUCACCAGCAUCAACAACAUCAGCAUCAGCAGCAUAGCCUCAACCAAUCGGAACUCAUACGGCAAGAGCUGCGGGCCGUCGUUAGUGGCCGUGUGCAGCGCCCGCCACCACCGCACAGCAGCAGUCCACUGCGCCUAUCGCCCCUCGGUGUUGCACUGUCAGCCGCGUCCUCCUGCGGUGGUGACACCAGCACCGUGGGCAGCACCAACGGUGGUGGCCACUCGGCGCUCCACACUUCGACGAGCAUGUUGAACGGCGGUGGUGGUGGGGUGGUCAGUAGUGGUGGCGGCUUGGUCACUAGCAGCAGUCUGAUGGGCACCGGUGCUACUGCCGGUAACGGCCCCAUGGGUCCCUCGGUCGGUGGUGGGCGAUCGACGUCCGACGGUGUUGGUGGUAGCACUGAUCUCGAUCCAUCGAUGCUGUUCGGUUACCACUACACGCCCAAAGACGUUUUAUUGGCAGCGAUUGGCACUAUCGAGGAAGACGAACCGACGGCGAACCGAAAGCCGAUGACGGCGGAUGACAAAAGUGCCGAUCCUUGCCCGGCCCCGGUAGUGAAUUUUUCGGAGGAAACACGAGUCGGUGACCCGAAAAAUUCAUCCCUUCUUCUGCAAAAACUUCUGUCGGACUGA
This is a messenger RNA of Anopheles cruzii, 6453 nucleotides long. It is a transcript of the gene tai, whose product is annotated as nuclear receptor coactivator 2. The transcript is spliced from 18 exons. Gene Ontology annotation, biological process: cellular response to hormone stimulus; positive regulation of transcription by RNA polymerase II. Lineage: Eukaryota; Metazoa; Arthropoda; Insecta; Diptera; Culicidae. The record is from RefSeq and is a predicted model, not a curated record. The coding region runs from base 1 to 6453 and encodes 2150 amino acids. Gene Ontology annotation, molecular function: nuclear receptor binding; protein dimerization activity. Gene Ontology annotation, cellular component: nucleus.